Molecule: messenger RNA, 339 nt
Organism: Rotaria sp. Silwood1
Lineage: Eukaryota; Metazoa; Rotifera; Eurotatoria; Philodinida; Philodinidae
Source: the annotation of a GenBank genome assembly
AUGGAGAUUCAAGACAGUGGAUCCAGUGAACUAAACAAAUCAUUUAUGUAUACGCAAUUACUUAAAGAAAUUCUACUCGAUAUGAAACGUGAUUAUAAACGGAAGAAUGCACUGGUUAAAUUCUGUCGUAUUAAAUAUGCUGAUAAUGAAUGUCAACUGGGACUCAUCGAUGACUUUAAAUUAGAGUGCAAUGAUCAAAUAGUUGUUGAAUGGUAUACGAAAGAGUCUUUUCUAUUUUCGAUGAUGAAUCGUGCUCUAAGAUCACAAGAUAUUGAAACUAUUAUGAAAAUGGGAUUUAUUAUUUGCGAUUUUCAUCAACAAAUUUCAAAAAAUGUAUAA